Messenger RNA from Pyricularia grisea, 579 nucleotides. RefSeq lists its product as uncharacterized. The transcript is spliced from 3 exons. The record is from RefSeq and is a predicted model, not a curated record. Bases 1 to 579 code for a protein of 192 amino acids. Lineage: Eukaryota; Fungi; Ascomycota; Sordariomycetes; Magnaporthales; Pyriculariaceae.
AUGGGUCAGGUCGCCGGUGGUCCCCCAUUUCUUGCGUCACACAUGCAGCGAGCUCGGGUGGUCAACAGAGCGGCGGCGGUAGCAGGCCAGGGAGGCCUCCAGCGAGCGAAGGAAGAGCCAAGAAAGGUGGUUGCUGUGGGCGUCGGGGUCGGCUUUGAAGUUUCCGUACCCUUUGUCGCGGCGCUGGCAGACAUGAUAUUCUUGGUCAUCCGGGCUCGUAAAGAAGCGGGUGCAACCAAAGCCGCGCUUGCAGACAUCCAGAGCCAACAAAACCAACAUCACCAUGGACCAGAGCUACUGUCGCACACGAAGGACCCGAACACGCCCUCGUCACCGCAUAUCUUAUCUUCGCUGCCGCUGUAUGGCAUGACGCCGGCCAUGGAGAAGCAGCAUCGCGCGGGCAAGGCCGGAGGAGAUGACCGUCGCGUCGUUCAUGAGGCGCUGUCGGGGUCGCCAGGUGUUAUUUCUAUAACCUCUUUGUCCACUUGCACGUCACCAGUUAAUGUUGUAUCGCCAGACAGUGUGCACACUCAGAAGGCGCUGUUAGAACCAGGGGCGCGGAAUCAUUGGCUCAAGUGA